Messenger RNA from Panicum hallii, 417 nucleotides. RefSeq names its product SKP1-like protein 4. Gene Ontology annotation, biological process: SCF-dependent proteasomal ubiquitin-dependent protein catabolic process. Gene Ontology annotation, molecular function: cullin family protein binding. The transcript has a single exon. The record is from RefSeq and is a predicted model, not a curated record. The coding region runs from base 1 to 417 and encodes 138 amino acids. NCBI's taxonomy places the organism in Eukaryota, Viridiplantae, Streptophyta, Magnoliopsida, Poales, Poaceae. Gene Ontology annotation, cellular component: cytoplasm; nucleus.
AUGGCCGCCUUCUCGGCCACGAUCAAGGGCAUGAUCGACGAGGGGUGCGCCGCCGACGGCGUCGUGGAGCUCCCGAACGUCGCCGCCGCCACGCUUUCCCGCGUCCUCGAGCACGUCGAGAGGCACUUCGACUCGGACGACUCCCACUACCCCUCCUCCUCCUUCAACCCCAGCGACGACGACACCCUGGCCCGCUUCGACGAGGAGCUUGUCGGCGUCGACAACGACACCCUCUUCCACCUCCUGCAGGCGGCCAACUUCCUCGGCAUCGACAAGCUGCUGGACCUGACGUGCAAGGCGGUGGCGGAGCAGAUGCGCGGGAGGACGCCCGACGAGAUCCGCGAGAAGUUCCACAGCGUCAACGACUACACCAAGUCACUCGUGGGCGUUCGAUCGAGAUUGAACUCGAUCGUGUGA